This is a messenger RNA of Choloepus didactylus (southern two-toed sloth), 2532 nucleotides long. It is a transcript of the gene FGF14, whose product is annotated as fibroblast growth factor 14. Bases 773 to 1531 code for a protein of 252 amino acids. Gene Ontology annotation, biological process: regulation of cell migration; positive regulation of gene expression; animal organ morphogenesis. The transcript is spliced from 5 exons. The record is from RefSeq and is a predicted model, not a curated record. Gene Ontology annotation, cellular component: cytoplasm. NCBI's taxonomy places the organism in Eukaryota, Metazoa, Chordata, Mammalia, Pilosa, Megalonychidae. Gene Ontology annotation, molecular function: growth factor activity; fibroblast growth factor receptor binding.
CCUCUAACUCACAUCCGAGGCUGGGCGAGAAAUCCGGAGAAGAGAUUUUCCUCAUGCUCACCGUUGUUGGAAACUGGGAGAGCGAGAGGAAGGAGGAAGGGGAUCUGUGGCGCUCUCUACCUACUACAAACCUGACAAGGGGAGGGGGCACCUAGAUUUGCAUCUUUUCUUCGUGGUGAUUGAGAACUGCAGGUUCAAUCCGAUCCCACUGAUCACUGGCGAUUAUUUUCAAAAAAAAAUCGACACUUGAAGAAGGGAGUCUCUGCCUUCCGCUGUCAGACUCAAUCUCGGAGGUGGUAUUGGCGUGUGUGUGGUGCUGUUUUUUUUUUUUUUUCCUUCCCCUGUCUUUCUUUCUUUCGUUCUUCUUUCUUUCUUGCUUUCUUCUUCUUCUUCUUUUUUUCUUUCCUUCUCUCCUAGGGGCUACACAAUGACAAUCCUCUCUCAUUAAGAUGAAUCCUGCUUUGGCAUCUGCAGAUCCACCCAUCCUCAUAGCGACCAAGUAAAAGGCUAUGGUUUUCUCUUUGGGGAUCUUUUGUGCAUUACUGUUCUCCCUGAUUAGUUCUGGCCUCAGUUGGGAUUUCUUUGCUUUUUUGUUUGGCUUCAUGCUGAAAAAGGAUUUUCUUUCCAGCCCUUUGGUAAUAAUACAGUUGUGAUCAAGGGGGAUAAAUCGUUCAACCUGGCCGAAAAAAAACAAUCACUGAGAAGUCUCAAAGAAAUACACCACGUGAGGGGAAAAAACUGGGAGAAGAUCCGGAAUAUUAUCGUUUUUCCUAUGGUAAAACCGGUGCCCCUCUUCAGGAGAACUGAUUUCAAAUUAUUAUUAUGCAACCACAAGGAUCUCUUCUUUCUCAGGGUGUCUAAGCUGCUGGAUUGCUUUUCGCCCAAAUCAAUGUGGUUUCUUUGGAACAUUUUCAGCAAAGGAACGCAUAUGCUGCAGUGUCUUUGUGGCAAGAGUCUUAAGAAAAACAAGAACCCAACUGAUCCCCAGCUCAAGGGUAUAGUGACCAGGUUAUAUUGCAGGCAAGGCUACUACUUGCAAAUGCAGCCCGAUGGAGCUCUCGAUGGAACCAAGGAUGACAGCACUAAUUCUACAUUGUUCAACCUCAUACCGGUGGGACUGCGCGUUGUUGCCAUCCAGGGAGUGAAGACAGGGUUGUAUAUAGCUAUGAAUGGAGAAGGUUACCUCUACCCUUCAGAACUUUUUACCCCUGAAUGCAAGUUUAAAGAAUCUGUUUUUGAAAACUAUUAUGUUAUCUACUCAUCCAUGCUGUACAGACAACAGGAAUCUGGUAGAGCCUGGUUUUUGGGAUUGAAUAAGGAAGGGCAAGUUAUGAAAGGAAACAGAGUAAAGAAAACAAAACCAGCAGCUCAUUUUCUACCCAAGCCAUUGGAAGUUGCCAUGUACCGAGAACCAUCUUUGCACGAUGUUGGAGAAACAGUCCCGAAGCCUGGGGUGACCCCAAGUAAAAGCACAAGUGCGUCUGCAAUAAUGAAUGGAGGCAAACCAGUGAGCAAGAGUAAGACAACAUAGCCAGAUCUUCACAGGUGUUGUGACUUAUUCGUCCUGAGCACAGUUGAGUGAUUUAUCCUUACCAGACAUUCCUGCUCCUGUGGCUGAGGAGCAGCUGGAAGUAAGCAAAUGCUUGCUCUUUGCUGUCUCAGAACUUCCUUGUUGCAAGUGGAUAAAUCUCAACCUGUUGCACCCCCCACAACAAGAAGACACCUGGAUAACCAGCUAAACUCAGACCAUGGAAUGCCCUACCAGAUAUGGAAUGCCUUUUUAAUAUCUUUUCUGUGACUGUGACACUUCAUGUGAAUGACAUACUUCACAAGUACACUUGAUACCUUGCCUGCUGACAGUUGCCCAUAAUCAUUUUUGAGUCCUGUUUCAGCGAAAUCCAUGUGUUUAAGUUCAGUUUUGUAGCAUACAACUAAUAUUGAGUAAUUUCUAGUUAGACGCUGUAAACCUGUGCUAUUAUGGAUUUCUCUUUUUCCCAUUUUUACAGGGCUGCUCGCUCCCCUGUCUGUGACCUUUUGCAGGGAUUGUGUCCUCUAAAUCUUAAAUGUUGCAGUUGGCUUAGGUUGGAGAGCAAUCAGGGAAUCAGGAAGCCUUCUAAACCUAUUAUUACAAGUCACACCUAUAAAGAUUAAUAUUGUUGUCUCUGGCUCACACUAUCGAUUAAACACACAUAUACGCUUAUCCAGUAGCAGAUAAUGUGCCCAAGGUUGGCAUGGCUGGGGUGGGAAAUGGGUCAAACACAAUCCAUGGGAAGCUCUCUCUCUGAUACGUGUUUGGCAUCCCCUAAAGUUUCUUUGUGUGUGUGUGUUUUAUACAUAUCACAAGCUUACUGGUAAUGGUAACAUUUGCCUUGCCCAGCGAGCAAGACCCACUGGUUUUUGGGAAAGUGGGUCCAAAGAACUCUGUAGGCCUUGUAGGCCUGAUUAAGGUUCAUUUUUCAUCAACUAAUCCUCAUUUGGGAGAAAAAAAAAAAAAAAAAAAAAGACAGAAAACCCAAUAAUCACAACCUACAA